AUGGAACAUGAUAACACCACUACUCUUCCUCAAAAUGAUCCCCAGAAGGCCACCAGGCAACAGUUAUUGGACGAAGCAAAAGCGCUGUAUCAAAUUGACAACUCCAGCGAGGAACUGCCGGUCAAGACCAUUGCACAUUGGGAGGAAGACUGGUUUUUCGGUCGCCAAAGACUUGCGGGUGUCUGUCCUCAUUUAAUCCGUCUCUGCGCAAAGAUCCCAGACAGAUUAGCUGUUCAGGAGAGUCACCUGAAGCCUUUCCUGGACAUGUCUUUGGAUCAAGCUCUUGCACAUGAGAAGCUGUUUUAUUGCGACUUGGGAAUUCUGGAAGGCAUCCCUUGCAGUCCAGACUAUCAUGUAUGUGCCCCAAUCCUGCUGCUGUACAGAAACAACAGUGGCGAGCUACUUCCGGUCGCCAUCCAGCUGUUCCAGGAAAAAGGGCCUGACAAUCCGGUGUUCCUGCCGUCAGAUGACCGGAAUGUGUGGCUGCUGGCGAAGAUGUGGUACAACCAAGCGGAGGCGACAUACCACCAGAGUGUAGCUCACCUGGGGAUCACCCAUCUGCUGAUGGAGGGGGUGGAUCUGUCUACUCACAGGCAUCUCUCUCAGUAUCACCCUAUCUACAAGCUCCUGGCACCGCACCUCGUUGGCACAAUGGCUAUCAACGAGAAAGGCCGAGAACUGCUGCUGGACGGAGGUGCUUUGAACACGUUGAUGUCUGUUGGAGUAGAAGGUGUCGAACAUCUUAUGGCCAAAAGUCUGCCCGACUGGCACCUAGAUGUUGAUGGCACUCUACCUGAAGAUCUGAAGAGAAGAGGGGUAAAUGGUGAAGGUGUUUUGCCCAAUUACCACUACCGAGAUGAUGGCUUGAAGGUGUAUGAGGCCAUCGAGGCAUAUGUCACCAAAUAUGUCCACCUGUACUACGAGAAUGACCAAGCUCUCCUCAGUGAUCGGGAGAUACAAGCAUGGGCCAAUGAGCUUGUAACAAGCACGAAAGACGGAGGCAUCGGUAUGAAUGGGGUUCCUGGAGGUGGCAAGUUCCGUGAGCUGAAUCAGCUGAUCAAGACACUGACGUCAGUCAUCUUCACCUGCAGCGCCCAGCACGCCGCCGUCAACUUCCCUCAGUACAACUUCUCUGGCUUUCCGCCGGCCUAUCCAACUAAACUGACGGGUUCACCACCAACUAAAAAGGAACACCGAGCUGUGGAGGAUGUUCUCAAGGCCCUACCGGAUGUGGAUACCCUGUCAGAAAUGAUUUUGGUUGCAAACUUACUCAGCACCAAGAUUACAAAUGCAUUAGGGGACUUCGAAACGAUCUACAUUCAAGACCACAAGGCUGUCCAGAUAUGGCAAGAGUUUCGCAUGAAACUGUCAGAAAUUACACAGUCAUUCACCGCUGACAACAAACAGUGUCGGGUUCCACCCUACGACUUUCUCCUUCCUGAGAACAUCCCCAACUCUGUCAGCAUCUGAGAUAUUGUAUCCGGUACAGUGAUGUUUCUUGACAGACAGCAUCUCCAACACCAAGGAAACAUCUACAGCA
This is a messenger RNA of Haliotis rubra (blacklip abalone), 1540 nucleotides long. RefSeq names its product arachidonate 12-lipoxygenase, 12R-type-like. The record is from RefSeq and is a predicted model, not a curated record. NCBI's taxonomy places the organism in Eukaryota, Metazoa, Mollusca, Gastropoda, Lepetellida, Haliotidae. Gene Ontology annotation, biological process: lipid oxidation. Bases 1 to 1470 code for a protein of 489 amino acids. The transcript is spliced from 13 exons. Gene Ontology annotation, molecular function: oxidoreductase activity, acting on single donors with incorporation of molecular oxygen, incorporation of two atoms of oxygen; metal ion binding.